AUGGUUGUCACAACAGCAGCACUGCCUGACAUGGGUGUGGAGGAGGAGCCCAUAAACUACAGGACAGCGGGUAGGAAGGCCAGCGGCAACUUGGCAAGAGAGAAGAAGGUGACGCCAACCUCCGAGGGAGACAUCCCGUCGUCAACAGUAAUGAUCGAUUAAGAAAGUGGAUCUUACUAUCAUUUUUUAUUAUCUUCAAAUCGGAAACCUCCGAUGGAAACAAAUACAUACGAAUUUACAGGACCAACGUUUACAUAUAAGUAUAACACUAGGUAGUGGUAGACGAUCAAAUCUUGUUGUUGAAUUUCAAUGCAGCAAGAACAGUUGUAAUCACUUUACAAAAGCAGGUUCCAUCGAUUCCGUCAAAGUUAGAGACGGUGCUCUACAAAGGCGAACGUGAGAAUAAGGCCUUCGGGAGUCGGGCUCUUCGAUUUGAUGCCCUGCGUGACGAGUCCGCGGCAGGCCCAGGGAGUUACUCGGUUGGCACGACGAUAGGAAAAAUACCAACAGGCUGGGGUAAAAGAGGAACAGGAGGCUUUGCAUCGAUAUCGAAGAGAUUUAACGCUGUUUGCGGAUAUCCUGUUCCCGGCCCAGGAUCUUACGCGGUUGUCCAAGUCGGGUACCUGCUUGCAGAAUACAAAAUAUAACACGAACUACCGCAUCAUGAUCUUGGUUAGGCCGAACAUAGACUGAGUCUACUGACGAGGACCGAUAUUGAUUUUGAUAUGUCCUCAGUCAUAGAAAAAGAAAAUCCCAUUUGAUCAGGACAUCGGCAUCAGCCUCCUCUUCCGGACCCAACGCAGCCUUCGUAGCUCCGAAAUAUGGCGGUGUCUUAAAGGAUAAUCAAGUGCAACCAUCGAUGUACGACGUCUCCGGAAACUUGUCUCGGAAACCGGUUGCUGCUUCAGGUAGCAGUGCUUUUGCUGACAAGAGUGAACGGGCAUUCGGAAAAGCGUCAGCUGAGGGGGGCCCGCCGCCAGGGACCUACAAUGUACUUCACCACUCGUCCGGUUUUUCUCGUAUGAUCAUAGUGCUAGUAACUAAGUACUUUUUGGUGGUCCUAUUAUAAUAUGCCGCAUGAGGGCAACGAUCAGAAAUAGAAAGAGUAUGAACAUCAACGCGGUUAAACGACACAGGUCGAGGGUUCGCUGGCUGCCCGUCCUGGCAGUGGUCGGAUGCCGACCCGGAAUUUCAUGGCCCCGGCAGCCACGCGGAAGGUGAAUGUUGCACCAAAUAUUCUAGGUCCAGAAGUGCCUUCAGAUCUCUCUCAUGCGGAUCGGAAAGGUGAGUAUGUCAAAGAGGCAAAGAAAUUGGCGGAGAAAAUACAACCCGAACCGGCUUCCUACACAUUGCCUUCGACUCUAAACACAGGCCAAAAACAGUGGAACCCGAAUACGAAGACGGUAAGCGAAUUCGUGUUACAAGCAUUUCUUGGUUUCUACUUUUUGAUUAUAGAUAUUGAAAGUACGCACACUCACUUUCAGGUAGACGACGAGCAUUCUGAUCCAAAAUGAAAUAAAUGGACAAGCAGGGUGUUUACUGCAGUGCGUGCUAGGCCACCUAGUGUGUUGCCUGCCGAUAUUGACAAUUCAUUAUUUUUUUACAACUUCAAUAAAUCUUUGAAGGUGAUCGUCGAGCGAUCGGAAAUGAGCAGUAAGAAAUUCGAGGUAGUCAAGUCUUCGCGCAUGAAGGCAAAGGCGCGGGAGCCGGGACCUGGCAGUUACGACCCAAAACUGGAUAUCGUAAGACCGGAAGUAGCACGAAACAUAUCGGCUUUGCGAGCUACCGGUCCUCAACGAGAGCCACUGAAGGCUAAAACGGCGCCAGGACCGGCUUACUACAAGACAGAGGCGGCACGUCACUCGAAGGACCGCAAGAGCUUUCACUUAAAUCUGAAGAGCUCGUGGGUUAGCUAGAAGUAUGUAUUUGGAUUAAUUCGAUAGUGGUAUCAAUUAGUUAAAAAGAAUCAAUAUGAAGAGUAGAUUCCCAUUUUUUAUGCUUAAGAUGCUUAUGCUCAUCGCGCUAUUUUUAACUCUGGUGGAGAUCUGAGGAUCGUGUUUCCGUCGAACUUGUUUAGAUCUGUUCGCCUAGGUCCUUUUUUGUCUUAUCGAGUCUUUCAUAUCGUUCCGAACAACGAUUAGAUGAACAGAACGAAAAAAUGUACUUGUACAGCUACACCCACCGUGUGAACUAGAAUUGUUAGUUUUUGUGCGUCCAGUGUUGUUCCAUCUUGUAUUCCCUGAACAACUAAAACGUGCAGAUACUUACAAAAAAUGUCAAUUAUCCGAUCAAUGCUUAGGACAGCUGGUCUAUUCUUCUAUUUGAUUUUUAUUGUUCCAUUCAUCUUGUUUCCUAUUCCCCUGAGAUAGUAUCGUAGUGGUUGUAGGUCUUGUCUUCAACUUCCAAUGUUUUCACUAAAAAACUAUAGAAGGGAUAGAGAUUGUGCGUGGUGAUAACAAAGUCUAGUGGUAUCAAGAAAUAAACAAAGUGAGGAACAAGAUGAAGACAUCACAAUGGUCUCGGUCCUGGCGUCAUUCCUAUCUCUGAAAAAUCAAAUUAUCCCAUUCCGUCCAGUCAGACAGUUGAUAAAAUUAAAAUCGAUAGACCCAUACUAGCAGGACUCGGGGGACGAGCAGUAAAAAGACGAAGCGAAAAGGUAAUGGCGCAGUGCAGCUUUUCAAAGCACAAGAGCUGCUUCACCCAUACAGUCUCUAGUCCUUUUAAUAUCAAAAUUAAUAUUUAUUCUUUCUGGGACAUUACAUAUAAGUUUAACUAGUAGCCGGGUGUCGUUCUUACAUCAAGUUAUCUUCUGAGAAUAUAGUAUUGUGACUAGUCUUAUGACAACGGUUUCAACGUAAUAUGAUCGACAGGAAACGCGACAAUGCAGUUUUAUGUUGUAUCAGAGCAAGCAAGUCCACCUAUUUCGAAUCUUCGAAACUCAUGUAGAGAAAAAAUAUCAGAUUUGCAUGACUGCUACAAAAAGGAUAUUGGAAUUUUGAGAUGAACAAUUUCCGCUUCAGUGGUGAUGAUGAAUAGUAAUUAUAUUGAGUAUUUCGAAUGGCAACGCAUCGAUCCCCAU
Amoebophrya sp. A25 is the source of this 3079-nucleotide messenger RNA. NCBI's taxonomy places the organism in Eukaryota, Dinophyceae, Syndiniales, Amoebophryaceae. The record is from the annotation of a GenBank genome assembly.